Messenger RNA from Engraulis encrasicolus (European anchovy), 3278 nucleotides. It is a transcript of the gene fndc7a, whose product is annotated as fibronectin type III domain containing 7a. The record is from RefSeq and is a predicted model, not a curated record. NCBI's taxonomy places the organism in Eukaryota, Metazoa, Chordata, Actinopteri, Clupeiformes, Engraulidae. The coding region runs from base 1 to 2475 and encodes 824 amino acids. Gene Ontology annotation, molecular function: protein binding. The transcript is spliced from 14 exons.
AUGCUCAAGGGCAAUUCAGAGUCCGGAAAGGAGAGGUGCGAACCGCCUCGGGCGCUGAUAGGUCCGCUCCUUCAUCGCCAGAGGGAGGGGUCACACUUCACUGUAAGUGUGUUUACGGUCACAUCGAGAAGUGUGACUGCACGCUGGAGUACGUACCCUGGAGCCAACUCUUACAAAGUCACAGCCACCCCAAAAAACUCAAACGAGGGACCAGUUUUUGCAACUUUUGGUGGAAAUAUCGUGAUGGGUUCAGUGAGAUCACUUCAACCAAACACCAUGUAUAUCGUACGCGUGGAUGCCAUGGACAACCACAACUUGUUGAACAGCGCAACGCUCGAGACACUGACAGCCCCGGAGGUGCCAACCAUUAACCAGGCCUACUCCAAGCACAGCGACAGCAUCACAGUGGAGUUUACAGAGGUGACUGGAGCCACCGAGUACGUCCUUCGCGCUCAGACGCUGGACGGACAGUUCUUCAAAGAGAUGUCAGUCGGUAGCUCCCCGGGCACCAUCAUUGGACUCGAACCCUACACCGAGUACUCUCUGAACGUUCUGUCUGUCAACGGGGGAGGGAGAAGCCAGCCAUCAGUGCCCCGUGUUGUCAGAACAGUGGUGGAAGCCAUGGUCAUGAACACCACCUCCCCCAGCAACAGCACCAUCUUUGUCAGCUGGGAGCCCGUGGACCACGCGGUGCUGUACAGCCUCAUCAUCAUCAGAGAGGGCUCGGAUAGCCGCAUGAAGGUCAACACCACCAGCACCGACCACACCUUCUCCAACCUGGAGCCCGGCACACGCUACUCCAUCAAGGGCAACGGCUGGGACGCGGAUGGCAACAUGGGUGACGAACGGACCGUGUACCAGAUCACACGCCCCCUCAGUCCAGAUGAUGUGAGCUUGUCCCUGACACCUGGUCGCUUCAUGGGCAUGACGGUGGCCUGGGCGGACGUCCGCGGUGCCGAGAUGUACCAGGCCCGCACCUCCAUGGAGCAGAACUGCAGCUCCGACAACGAGAACUACUGUGUCAUCUCCUCGCUCACCUGCGGCCAGAACCUCACCGUCACCGUCACGGCGGAGAACGACGGCGGCCCCAGCAUUCCGUCCGAGCCCGAGGAGUUCAUCACCUUCCCGUGCCCCCCUGACUCCAUCUGGGUGGAGGAGCGCGAGGCCGGCGUGUGCUCGGUCAUGUGGACUGCGGUGGACUACGCCGACUACUACAUGGCCUUUGUGAAGAGCGACGACGGCUCAGAGGAGCGCUGCAACACUACGGGGACCGUCUGCCAGUUCAGCUGCCUGUGCGGCUUCACCUUCUUCCCCACCGUGUUCGCCCACAACCAGGCCGGCGUCAGCGCCCCGGGCCCCGUGCUCACCUACACCACAAUUCCUUGUUGUCCAGAGGACGUGUUUGUGUCCCUGAUCUCCACGGAAACGCUGGAAAUCCAGUGGUCAGCGGUGCGAGGGGCGGAGCUUUAUGAGACGACGGCGGCCGACCAGACGGAUCCCAUCAUCCAGUGCAACGACACGGCGCCGGUGUGCGCGCUGUCCGACCUCACAUGCAACAGGCGUUACAGCGUGGUGGUCAGGCCAUGCAGCGAGAUCCGGGGCUGCAACAACACCUGCAGAGCACAUGUACAGGAGACAGCUCCUUGUACCCCUGAGAUCUUCAACAUCACCCAGCUGGGCGUGUCGCAGGUGCGUGUCCACUGGACGGCGUCCAACGCGGAGGCCAACUACACGGUGAGUGCGGUGGGCCGCACGGACACGCACCAGUGCCACGCGUCGUCGGGCUCGUGGUGCGACAUCUCCAACCUGCCGUGCGGCACCACCUACGAGGUCAGCGCCUACGCCACCACCUCCGCGGGCCGCAGCCUGCCCAGCUACUCGCAGACACUCGAGACAGAGCCCUGCUGUCCUAACGAUCUGGUGGUGGAGCAGGUGACGCAGGCCAUGUCUCGGGUCACCUGGUCGACGGCCACGGGCGCUCGCUCCUACAUCACGUCGCUCACCUCGCCCAAGGGCCACGCCAAGUGCCACACCAUGAACACAGAGUGCAUCAUGGGAUGCAUCACCUGUGGCACCAACUACACGGUCACCCUCGAGGCCAUCAGCAAAACGGGCCACAAGAGAGAGUGCCAGUACCAAGGCUUCUCGUCAAAGCCCUGCUGCCCCUCGAGCGUGAAGCUGUACCGCAUGGCUAACAACACUCUGCGGGUGUACUGGCGGUCGUCGGGCAGCCUGCACAACCACGUGGCCGACCUGUACGGCACCAGCUCCAACUACACCUGCUCCCCGCCCGCCGGCUCCAACUACUGCGACGUCUCCGAGAUCAUCUGCGGAGAGGUGUACACCGUGGUGGUCUCCCCGCUCGCCCAGGACGGAAACAAGAUCUCCUUCUGUCCCAGGAGGAUGUACUCUGUGUCAUGCUCAGGAAAUACUCUAGGAAUGGUGAUCUAUCGAGGAAAGCGGAGUGUGGAUUAACCAGAAGUUAAAAUCCAAGGACCUGAAUGAAGAAGAAGCAAUUAUUUUAAUAGUCAUGGAAUCGAAUAAUCGUUUUUAUUGUUUUUAGACACUUCUCCUAUUGGACACACUGUAGCCGUUUUGUUUUCUGAAAUGAAAUAUUAAUAUUGUCUUGUGUUGAAUCCUUAACUAUUGGAUCAUCAUUGGCAUCAUGUUCUACAUUUUAUUUGGAGUCCAUGGUAACGUUAGGCUACUAUCUUAAUGUAUCUUUCAUCUGAGGAUGUCUCUUAAAAACUUUUCAAACAACCUACAAGUGGGCUACAAAGGUUUUUGAAAAGCAAUUGUUUAUGAUGGCCUGUUUAAAUAAAAUCAGAACUUGGCGAGAGGAGUUUUUUCGCGGAACUGAACUAUUUUCUCAGUCUCGGUAUCCCCUGCUGCUUUUGCUGGGAAGAAUCUCUUCUCAGAAUAAUCUAAUUUCAGAUACCAGUUGGAUUAUGAAUUUUGUUGUCAAACUAGCUCUAAAUUAUGCAACUUUACUUACUAUGUGAAAACAAAUGUGGCCCAGGUUGUUAGGUAAAUUCAGGAGUCAGGAUGACCAAUUUCAUAUACAUGUAUACUGUGGACUAAACAACAACAAAUGUUUACCCCAAGUCAAGUGCCUCCUAUAGAUGAUUUGACGUGGUGUCUUUGAGGUGUACUGUGAUUCUGAAAAAAAGGUUUGGGUGAACACAAAAACAGCUUGCCUGCCAUUUCUGCAUCAGUACCAGUUAGCCUGUUGAUGCCCAUAUCUUUAGGAUGUCUUCAAAUGUAUGUUGACUACUGCU